Messenger RNA from Opisthorchis viverrini, 2574 nucleotides. RefSeq lists its product as hypothetical. Gene Ontology annotation, cellular component: spindle pole; centrosome; microtubule. NCBI's taxonomy places the organism in Eukaryota, Metazoa, Platyhelminthes, Trematoda, Opisthorchiida, Opisthorchiidae. The record is from RefSeq and is a predicted model, not a curated record. The transcript is spliced from 3 exons. Bases 1 to 2574 code for a protein of 857 amino acids. Gene Ontology annotation, biological process: positive regulation of cytokinesis.
AUGUUGGUUUUACAAACACCAGCUCUGAAUAACGGGGACCAAGUACAAAAUAUGGUUGAAAAAUCUCAAACAAAAGAAAAUGAGAUAAGUUUUUUUGAUCGCUUCGGCCGAGGAGACGAAGAUCGAGCCAGAAAGCGAGCUCAGUUAGCUUCGGAAUAUGAAGAGUUCAAAAAGUGGGAGAAUGAAAAAUUUCAGAAUCGAUUCGCAGCUAAAAAGUCUUUAUCGUCAACGCUAACAGUCAAAACUUCGAACGAAACCCUCGCACCAAUUCCCAUUUUACUACCAGUUGAUCCAACAAAACAGUUGGAGCAUUCGGAACCCAAAAAAUCAGACGAAGGAGAUUACCUCAGAUUGGGAAACAGACUAGACGCUAAGCUUGAGGAAUUGACCCAAAAGAUAGAGAGUUUAACCAGCAGCUACAAACAUGAAAUGCAUGAUCUUCUAAUCAGAGGAGAAACAACUGACCCACAUAGAAAACAGAGUGAACAGGGAAAUCUGUUAAAGACUGCUGUCCCUGAUUCAAACUUUCUAACUGAUGAACAAAUGAAACUAUAUGAAUCUCAAUUGCAGGAUCGUCUUCGAGCGUUGCGAGAAGCUGAAGACCGGCUCCUGUCAAUCGAAAAGGAGUACAAGAGAGUCAGGGAUAACGACCAGACCACAACUCUCGCCGACCCAUUUACGAGUAAGCCAAUGAUCCCACGCGCGAACCUUGAAGUAUCAGAAUCCGCAAGGUCCCCAAUGGUAUUCGGGCGUGAAAAUAAUUUGGAACAAAACAAAUUGAAAUUUGAAGCUAAACAAAGGUAUCGACAGGAGCUCGAACAACAAAUUCUCGAAGCCCAACAGAAACGCAAAGCUGAGGUCGCACUUUCCAAGGCAACCAAACCGGAUACUCCGCUAGUCAGACCAGUCUCUCCUUUAUCCAAACUUAGCAGUGAUCCAACCGAAGCGUCGAUGCUCAAUGCAAAAACCGUGAUACCACCAGCUCCAACCUUAGAAGAACAGGAAUAUUUUCUGGCUGGUAAACGUGACUUACUUGCAGAUAACGGCCAAGCACCGACACAAUAUAAACCCUUGCUUCCAAGAACUGAUUCCCACUCAAAGGUGACCUCCUCCGACAAACUAAUUGUCGACCAGCGUGGAAAACCCGUGUCCAUAAAAGAUCAAGAAGCCAAGAAGGCCCAGUACGCCCAAGACCUCCGGCGACAAAUCGAAGAGGCGAAACUUAAAAAGGAACUUCAGAAAAAGCAAGACGAGGAAUAUGACAGGAAAAUGGAAGAAGAAUUUAGGCGAUAUCAUGCAUACAAUGCUCAACCGCAUCCGGCCAAUCUCGAAGAUAAUCGAGCUGUUGGUACGCAUAGCAUACAGUCACAACCGGGUGAUGUUGUCCUAGUCGGAAACGAAGAUGGUGGUUUUGCACGUGGUGGUCAUGGUGUCUUUGGAAGUCCACUCACAACAGAGCAGAAGAUGAACCUCCAGAAAUACAAAGAAGAUUUAGCCAAACAGAUUGAAGAUAAAAGGCGACGCCAAGAGGAAGCGCGCAGGAGGGAAGAAGAGCUUGAACUUCGUGAGACAGAGCGUGUUGCUGCUGAACAAGCUCGUAUGCAGCGCGAAUUCGAGGCAGAAAAGGCACGAAUCAGAGCUAGUCAACUGGAAAACGAAGAUCAUGCAGCUGCUCCGCGUUUGGACUUAGAACGGAAGCAGACAGUGACGAAAAACUAUCAACUUCCGCGUAGCCAACAUCAGCUCCGUCAGAAAACACAACAGCGGAAGCCAAAACCACAGAAGGCAGAAAGACCACAUUCAGGGAACCAAAAGCAAUCAGAAUGUGACUUGCUUAUUGGCCCUGACAUUGCGAUACAUAACUUAAAGAGGAGCUCUUUUUGUGCAGACAACAGUAGACAGAGUGAAAAAGAUCACUCGGUUCUUCAGCAACUUCGGGAUCUCCGAACUCAGUUGGAUACGGAAAAAAUGAGAAUCGAGGAAGCAUUGCGUAGACAUCAGACCUUAGAUAGAUACGGUCUAACAAGCGGUAAGCCUCAUCCCAGGGUGGUCAGAAGAGGCGAGACCUUAUUCACAGGGCCGUACUUGUUUGAACCGAAUUGCCGAUGGAAAUAUGGAAUCGGAACUGUUCGUGAAGUCAGUCCAUUUGGGAUGUGGGCCAAAAACGCCCUGCACGAAGACUCAUUGUUGCGUAUGGAUGCAAAACAAAUGGCGUUCUUAAAUGCACAGGACAACUACUUGCGAGAACUUAACGAUGAAUUGGAUGUCAUGACGAAGCGUGAACUAUUGAACGAUGCCAUUCUGGAAAGACAGAAUCUGCUUGGCGCAGACGAACCGGUCGGACAGCGGGCUGCUAUGGAGUUUCUGCUGGAUGAACCAACUAAAGAAAGCAAGCGACCAGCCUCUCCCUCACAAGGAUCAGUUGAUAUUGACGAGUUAAACGAAAAGAACCAACAGCGGCUUAAACGAUUGGAGGCUAUACAACUUUUAAAUGAUAUUGACACGGACCCAGAAGCAGUUUUACAGCGCUUUGUGACCAAACAUGAUGCGGUAUUUACACGGAAUACAGAAUGA